CCCAUUUCAAAAAAACAGAGGCCAAACAACAAGAACAAAGAGCUCGCAAAGGAGAGCCCCACCCACAGGAGGGUCUGUCUUGAGGAGGCAGCGGCUAACCACUGCUCCAACGGGCUUCUUCUUUCGUGGUCCUCCACCUCUCUUUCUCUCUCUCUCUCUCUCUCUCUCUCUGACAAGAUCCGGGUGAUCCUGAUCCAGUAGGGAUUGAGAGGAAAGAGUUCAAGCUUUUGUUGUUUUUUAGGGUGGUUUCGUAUUCUUCAAGGUAAGCCUCGCCUCGUCAUCAACCUCAACAACUUUCUAGAGAAGCUCUUUAAGAUUUUGACCUGAAAUGUGGUCCUGUUGAAUGGAUUUUUAAGCAAAGGGGAAAGAAAUGAAAAUCAAUCUUUUGACUUGAAAUUUUGGUGAGAUUUCUGGAGGAGUGUAAUGUGAAUAAGUAGACGAAACCGGGAAGCAUAAGCUCAGAUGCUGAUUGGUAUCUUUUGAUUGUCUUUGGGGCAGGAAAUUGCUAUGGCUGUUGCCAAGAGCAACAGCAGCAGCGAACCACUCACACAGCCGUGCAAUUGUUAUAAAGUCGAGAGCUUGACUGAAACCAUUUUGGAUGCAAAUCAAACGUCAAAUUUAAAAGAUCAGUACAUUCUUGGAGAGCAGUUGGGUUGGGGUCAGUUUGGUGUUAUCAGAGUGUGCUCUGAUAAGUUGACCGGGGAGGUUUUAGCGUGCAAAUCGAUUGCUAAAGAUAGAUUGGUUACACCAGAAGAUGUGAGGAGUGUGAAGCUUGAGAUUGAAAUAAUGACCAAGUUAUCUGGGCACCCGAAUGUUGUAGAUCUCAAGGCUGUGUACGAGGAGGAAAACUAUGUUCAUUUGGUGAUGGAACUUUGUGCUGGAGGGGAGCUCUUUCACCAGUUAGAAAAGCAUGGGCGAUUCUCUGAGUCUGAGGCCCGGGUUCGUUUCAGGCAUCUGAUGCAAGUGAUUUUGUAUUGUCAUGAGAAUGGGGUUGUUCAUAGAGAUCUGAAGCCCGAGAAUAUCCUCUUGGCCACAAAAGCCACAUCUUCUCCGAUUAAAUUGGCGGAUUUUGGUCUUGCAACCUACAUCAAGCCUGGGCAGAGUUUGCAUGGGCUGGUUGGGAGUCCAUUUUAUAUAGCUCCGGAGGUACUCGCCGGGGGCUAUAACCAGGCUGUCGAUGUUUGGAGUUCAGGCGUUAUUCUUUACAUUCUUCUUAGUGCGAUGCCGCCGUUUUGGGGAAAGACAAAGUCGCGCAUAUUUGAUGCUGUUCGGGCUGCUGAUCUGAGGUUCCCUUCUGAUCCUUGGAAUCGCAUAUCAGAAUCUGUUAAGAAUCUCAUCCAGGGAAUGCUUUGUAUGGAUCCUUCUCAAAGGCUUACUGCUGAGCAGGUCUUGGAUCACCCCUGGAUGAAGGACAAUGGCCCUAAAGAGCCAAGUGGAUGUGAAAACCAUGGUUGUGGAGAAUGGGGCAUAGCUGGUGGCUCUUUUUCCACCCCGUUUAUGUCGAGGAAUCAGGACAUCAGCUUUGGCACUGGAUCACCUAUUACAUGUGAUGUUGAAUCACCUACAUUCACAUGUAGAUCAUCCUUUUCCUCUUUCCUGGCUGAACCAGAAACACCUUGUACUGCAUCUGGCGGGUUUUCUUUCCGCAGCAGUGAUGAUUCCAACGCCAUGGAAUUCUCUUCCCCUGUUCCCACAAUAUCCAGUUUUGCAUUCUUCAGCCCUGGUUCUGCGAUUGAACAAGGGAGUUGUGCAUUAGAGUUUUCAACAAGUAUUCCCAGAGUAGAUGCAAUUCAAGGAGAGGCAAGCUUGGGGAAGCUGCUAAUGCUGCCGGAUUCUACUCUUUGCUUUGCGCAUGAGGGAAAAGAAAUGGAACGCAAGGAAGCUGAAGUUAAAAGGUCAGGAGGAACGUUUGGGUCUAGGAUGUUUUGCAUCCAUAGCAAGAGGAACCAUACAAUUGGACUUGGUGAGCGUGAGCAACUUGAUCUCAUGGUGACUGAAUCAGUCAUCCGUUGGUCGUCAUGCACGCAUCUUCCCACGUCUCUUAGAUCUUCUCUUGUAUGCUAAAAGCAUGGAUGCUAUCGUGUUGUAUUUUAUUGGCGCCGUUGUCGCUAAACCUGGUGCUUAGUGCCAGAUUCGGUUUUGCUUCAUGUAGUGGUGGCCUGAGUGGUUUCUAUCUCUGAUUUGAUGAGUUAGUGUUAGUUUUUGGUUUUUUCAACUGGUAGUAGUUACUUUAACAACUUGUGGCUAAUUGACUCUUGGCUUGUGUAUAAAGUUGGUGUUUUUCAGUA
Messenger RNA from Corylus avellana, 2288 nucleotides. It is a transcript of the gene PEPKR1, whose product is annotated as phosphoenolpyruvate carboxylase-related kinase 1. Gene Ontology annotation, molecular function: ATP binding; protein kinase activity. The record is from RefSeq and is a predicted model, not a curated record. Gene Ontology annotation, biological process: protein phosphorylation. Lineage: Eukaryota; Viridiplantae; Streptophyta; Magnoliopsida; Fagales; Betulaceae.